Molecule: messenger RNA, 2475 nt
Organism: Halichondria panicea
Lineage: Eukaryota; Metazoa; Porifera; Demospongiae; Suberitida; Halichondriidae
Product: sialate O-acetylesterase-like
Exons: 15
Coding region: 748-2307 (519 amino acids)
Biological process (GO): carbohydrate metabolic process
Molecular function (GO): sialate O-acetylesterase activity
Source: RefSeq, a predicted model, not a curated record
AUACCCGUAACAAUUCACACACGUACCUACACGUGGCCACAAACUGCUCAAGCCUUCAAAAAGUUUGAAAUCUCUACUAUGUCAAUGGACGAUGCUCUGCUUGAUGAGUCAGAUGAGGAUCUGACAUUGCUGGACGAUGAUGCUAGUGAGACUGAGAGCUUGACUGGCUCCAUUAUUGAACUGCUUGACAGCGAGUCUCUGGGAUCCUUGAAAGAGCUAUUUAAACCAUCAACCAAACCUCAGCAACAACAACAUGCCUCCCCACCACCUGUACCAGCUGCAGGAGCCAAGACCACACACGUCGUGAAGAAGCUCAAGCUCAAAAAGUCCCCACGUUCUCCUACUGUCACUAAAUCUUCUCAAUCUGCCACUGCUGCUGUAGCUCUCAAAAGUCAAGCUGUCUUAAUAACGAAGCGUCCACGCAAGCGAUCAGUGCCAGUAGCUACGAUGCCUGAUUUAAGAGAAAUUUUGAAUAGAAAGAAGAAGAGAAAGUCUCAACAACUAGGAAUGGCGACAGUGAACCACAAUAAUAUAUUCCCAAAUCUUCCAGUGGGGAUUGAACUAAAUUGCAAAACACACAACAGCAACCCUCUUAAUCACAUGUAUUCUUUUGAUCAUUUAUAAUUAUUAUAAUAUUCAUGUUUUGAAACAUUCAUGUCUUUCUAUCUAGAGGUCAUGCCAACUCCCACACAUAAUAAUAAUCUAUUUUUCUUGAAUCUUGCAAAGAGCUAGCUGCAUGGUUUAAAGAUGUCUGGUCAAAUUGCUUUUGUGUCGAUUUGUCUGCUCAUUGUGGCUACUGGAGCAUCUGCUCAGAGCUUCAGGUUUGCCACCGUGUUUGGUGAUCACAUGGUACUGCAGCAGUCUCCCUACAAGGCUGGAGUGUGGGGUUACUCUCCCAGCUGUGAGAAUGUCACUGUCAUGUUCGAUGGAGCCAAAAUGGAUGCCACCAUCGUCAACUCCCGUGGUGAUGUUAGCAUGUGCAAGUGGAAGGUGACUUUGCCUGCAACUACUGGUGGGGCCAAAGCUUUCACCAUAUCUGCUGUCAACCAAAAUCAAACCAUGAUCGAGCUCAAAGAUGUCCUUUUUGGUGAUGUGUGGCUUUGCAGUGGACAAAGUAACAUGCAGUUUGCAAUGCCACAGGUGUACAAUGCCAGUGCUGAGAUAGCUGCUGCCGCUAACUACCCAAUGGUGAGACUGUUCACUGCUGCACUGCAGAGCUCCAACACUCCAGUAGACGAACUUCUUUCCAUCGAGCAGAACUGGACCGUUGCCUCACCUGCCUCUGUGGGAGGGAAGGCGUGGGGUUAUUUCUCUGCCACCUGCUGGUUUUUUGGACGUGAUCUUUUUGAUAGCCUCAAGUACCCCAUUGGUCUGGUUGAUACUGACUGGGGUGGAACACCUGUGGAGGCGUGGUCUUCUCCCGACGCUCUUGCCAAAUGCAAAAAGGACAAAACGGACACUACUCAGAAGUGGAGAAAACAAAAGCCCACCUCAUUGACUGGUCCUGGCUCUCCGUCUGUGCUCUGGAAUGCCAUGAUUGUACCUUUUCUCAAUAUGACCAUCAAGGGAGCUAUCUGGUACCAGGGGGAGGCUAACGCAGGUGCACCUCAGAGCUACCACUGCACCUUCCCGGCCAUGAUCGAUGACUGGAGAGAGAAGUGGCACUCUUCAACUGACGGGGCUACUGACAAUAAUAUGGGUUUUGGAUUUGUUCAGUUGGCAGCCAAUGGCAAUAACAACGUGUCUGAUACUGGUUUCCCUGACAUUCGCUGGGCCCAAACUGCGGACGUUGGAUACGUUCCUAAUGACAGGUUGCAGAACGUGUUCAUGGCCGUGGCUAUGGACCUCGGUGACCCCACCUCACCCUUUGGUAGUGUGCAUCCUCGAGACAAACAAGACGUCGGGGACAGGUUGUCACGGGCAGCUAUGGCUGUGGUGUACGGAGAUAAGACUGUCGACUAUCUUGGGCCUAUUGCCAGCUCAGCAGCAAUUGUGAGCACUGCUGUGGAUGGUUUGAUCAAAGUGGCGGUAACCUACACUAGUGAAAAUCCACUGGAGCUGAAAUAUCCGUACGGAUUUGAAGUUGGCUGUGUUGAUGCCUCUAAUAACAAAAGUAUGUGGAUCGGUGGAACAGCGAAGUCUGUCAAAGGGAGUCAAACAGCGUUUGUUGAAUUUCCUGCUUGUCCAGUUCAGUACACUGCCAAGAUGAUUCGCUACUGCUGGCGUACAGAUCCAUGUACUUUCAAAAUGUGUCCAGUAUAUGCCAAAGACUUACCUUCUCCACCGUUUAUUCUAAAGCUUCCAUGACUGAUGUCACUGUAUAGCCAUAGUGGAGAUAAUUAGAACUAGUCUAUGUAGGAUUGUAGAUUAAGUCUCAGUAGUGCAUGCUUUUAUCCCAAUGUUUUUUGACAUAGAAAAUGUGUUUUAUGUGUAUUUCCCUAUGUGUUGCGAGCUUGAUAAGACUCAAGGAUCAAA